AUGAGAAUCAAUGUAGCACCAGAGGCAGUCGCACGCCGGCACGAAAGGCCAUCAACCCUGUGUCAAGGCUCCAUGACGCAAAAUGCCUCCCAUCGCGUCCUCUCUGAGUGCGGAGGCUUGUCGCUGCUCCGACCGGCAGUACACGCGACGUUUCGACUUCCGCGCCAGCACAGCCGCCAAGCUCUGUCUCUGCUGGCCGCAUUUGCCGUUCUUGCUUGCCUGUGCUCUCCCCGCGUCAGCGCCAUCAGCGACGCUUUUGAGAAAGUGCCCAAUGCGUUCAGCAGCACCGGUACCGCCGUGCGCGCUGUCUACGAGGCGAUGCAGCUCACCAGCGACAACUUUACGCUGGGGAGCUGGGAGCCGCUCCGCAGCAAUGCCUACGUGCUCUGCGACGCCAACGGCGACAGCUUCAGCGACGCCGCCGCGAGAAGUGCCUCGCCUGCAGUGGAUUUCAUCGCGCAGGCGUGGUGCACCUCGUAUGGAAGGGGUAUUCUUGUUAACCAGUCUGUGCACUGGAGUACGAUGGCCCCGCCUGGACUCCAGCUGGGAAACUCGUCGAUGCUCAGCAGUCGCGCACUCUUGUGGGACUGUCUUACCUACUCAUGCGACAUGGAGAACUUAAUUGUGGCACACUCGGCUGGGCAGGCGCCGCCCCCAGCCGUUGGUGGUCUCGGUGUUUCCACGCCUUGUUGCGGCUCCACGAACAGCACGUUCGUGCUCUACAUGACGCGGGGCCUACUGGUGCAGUCCGCCGCCUUGCCUGUAGCCGCCUUGAACCGCGAGGCCGAGGCUCUCUACAGCUCCGUCAUAGAUGAAGAAAAUACGCGCAAUCCACUCAACGAGUGCAGAGACACGGGCAGCAGCCGCAGCGGUGCCGGUAACAGAGCACUCCGCUCAUCGAAGUCCUGCUCGACUGCCGCGGCGGCAUCCCUUGCGGAGGCCGCCACCACUCCAUCCAGGUCAAAGGAGAUGGACUUCUGUCUAGUGCGUCAGCUCCCACCUUCUUUGUUCGCCGGCAGCGCUCGCUCAGAUCACGGCGACGGCGGUGUCGUCUUCUCCGUGAACGCGUCCAUCUGCGGCGCCGAUAUCACUGAUCGCAUCAACGAGCAGGACGCCACGCUUAUCAUGCGCGGCUACACGGCGGUGCUGACCACGGCAGAGGGGGUCGAAGAACUUUCCUUUCCAAAGGAGCUUAUCGUGAGUAUGGCGUCGUGGAUCGCAUCCCCCCAGAACAACUCCUCCUCCUGCUAUGACGGCGAGCAGAGUCUGCUGCGCAAGAAGGGGUGCUGCACUUGGGGCUUGAACGCGAGCCAGGCCACCGCGUACCGCACUGGGGAGUACCUUGAAUGCCCUUUCGACCCUUCGGCUCUCGCGCAUCUGCCACCGCUCGUACUCUCCGUGCGCGACGAGUUCAUCGUCAGUACGGAUGAGACGAGCAAUGCGUGCCGCAUCGCGCUGCACCUCAGCUCCUGUAUGACACCAGAUGGCAAAGCACUUCGCUUCUACUCUACCGGAUCGCUUGUCAGUAUGUUAGAGCGCCACAAGCACACCAUGGGAGACUAUCGCGAGCCGCCGAUCGUAGUCGGGAUGCAGCAGCUGCGCGGCGCCACCGUCGCGGUAACACGGCGUGCACGGAUCUCCAAGUGGUCCAGCGGUGCCUCCGAUGCAGGGUACAACCUGCCUCUGCUGUAUCUAGCGGUGCCGCGCGGGACGGCGGUUGCUGCGGAUGUGAACACGCUGGGCGCCUUGUGCGUCACCAGCGCUGCAUGUGGCACGCAUCAAACGUUCUACCCAUCGCUAAACCGGUGUGCCUACGUGCCUUGUACGCGUGUGUUCCUGUACUCCUUCGACGCCGACACGUUCACCUGCACCCCGCGCCGUACCUUCGUCGGCAUCUUCGCCACCUUGUGCUUUACUCUGCUGGCCACCGAAGGCCUUGUACUGUACCUCCGCCGCAAGACGGAGUGGGCCAAGGAGGUGCACAUGCGACUGGUACGGCAGGUACAGCGGCGAGACACGGAAGCCGAGUGA
Messenger RNA from Leishmania braziliensis MHOM/BR/75/M2904, 2031 nucleotides. RefSeq lists its product as hypothetical. The transcript has a single exon. Lineage: Eukaryota; Euglenozoa; Kinetoplastea; Trypanosomatida; Trypanosomatidae. The record is from RefSeq and is a predicted model, not a curated record. Bases 1 to 2031 code for a protein of 676 amino acids.